This is a messenger RNA of Penicillium riverlandense, 804 nucleotides long. RefSeq lists its product as uncharacterized. The record is from RefSeq and is a predicted model, not a curated record. The coding region runs from base 1 to 804 and encodes 267 amino acids. The transcript is spliced from 2 exons. NCBI's taxonomy places the organism in Eukaryota, Fungi, Ascomycota, Eurotiomycetes, Eurotiales, Aspergillaceae.
AUGGCCAGUCACAACCGCUUGCGCGGAGCAUGCUCAUGCGGUCGCAACCAGUAUCGCAUCGAAAUCCCCAAUGACGCAAUCGAGGAUGCGCAGGUAUACUUUGACAGUAGUCGGGACAGUCGCCGAUUCCACGGCACGCCCCUGACUGCAUGGCUCCGCGUGCCUCUCGACUGGUACCAGUCCUAUACGAGAUCAUUCUUCCCAGACGAGACACACGCCUCGAUCCGGCGUACAUUCACACCGCACGACGAACCCGCGUCCCAGCGCAUCUUCUGCGGAUUCUGCGGCACGCCCUUGACACUCUGGACUGAGGAGCCAGCAGAGGAAGGCGAUUUUAUGUCUGUGGCUAUUGGUAGUUUGUUUGGUGAGGAUCAGCACGUGCUCGAAGAUCUUGAUCUUCUGCCGGAGGACCUGGAGGAAGAGGCAGGAAGUGCUGCCGCAGGUUCUCCAUCUGCUCUUGCGCCGCCUUCGCAAGCCACUUCUUCUUCCUCUGCGGUUGUGCCAUCUUUUGGGCCUCCGCCGGGUCUUACAAGGAGCUACAGACACGGCACACUGGGUGGGAUCCCUUGGUUUGAGGAGAUGGUGGAGGGGAGCCGGCUAGGUCGGCACAUGCGCCAGCAGCGCGGGAUGGGAGUUAGUGGCGAUCAGUCGACUUCAUUUGAGUGGGAGAUCAGCGAGUGGCAUGAUGAUGGCACGGGUGCACUUGUGCAGGAGGAUUCGAAUGGACAUGCCACAGGAAAGAGGAAGAGAGGACGGCGUUCAGAUGCUAAAGGCGGAUCUUCACAGAAGCGAGCCGAGUCGUAA